Molecule: messenger RNA, 1866 nt
Organism: Temnothorax curvispinosus
Lineage: Eukaryota; Metazoa; Arthropoda; Insecta; Hymenoptera; Formicidae
Product: aminopeptidase N-like
Exons: 9
Coding region: 16-1776 (586 amino acids)
Biological process (GO): peptide catabolic process; proteolysis
Cellular component (GO): cytoplasm
Molecular function (GO): zinc ion binding; peptide binding; metalloaminopeptidase activity
Source: RefSeq, a predicted model, not a curated record
CUUCAAAAUACUAAGAUGAAUCAUGUUGCGAUGUUUAGGGAGGAUAUUCUCUGUGUACUCAGGAACGAUUCUGUUGCACGCAUUAUGGAAGUGGUGCAUUUAAUAGGAUAUAAUAUAGCAUAUCAAUUGUUUAGUACUAUAGUCAAUCCAUCUUGGUGGUCUCACCUGUGGAUAAACCAGGGUCUUAGCUUGUUAAUCGGAAUGGAGGCCAUCGAUGAGAUUGUCGUACAGCUCAAAAUAAUGGAUUUAUUUAUAGUUCAAAAUCAGUACGAAUCUUUCAAAUUAAAUUCUUACUUUGCUGAAGCUCGAAACCAAGUCGAUAGCCCUUCUGAAAUUAAUUCACUCUUGUAUUUGCCUCAUCAUUUUAAAGCAUCCUGUUUACUGCUCAUGUUGCAACAUUUACUAUCGCGUGACGUAUUUUGGAAGGGUGUCCAAAUAUAUUUAGACAAGCAUGAGUUUAAUUCGGCAACUUCCGACAAUUUGUGGGACGCUAUGCAAAUUGCCUUGAGCGAAACGGAUAUGAAAUAUAAGCCUGAUCUAAAGAAAUUAAUGAAUGAUUGGACACAACAAAAGAAUUAUCCUGUAAUAAUUGCAACACUACAUGCUAAUGGAUGGGUAAAAGUAUCGGUGUAUUUCAAUGAAACGGAUGACAGCUGGAUACCUCUGACCUAUACUACACAGUCGGUUUCCAAUUUUGACAAUACGUCAAUUAAUGGCACGUUGUGGCUAGAAUGCAAAUUUCAAAGAUUUGAUACUAACCCUGAAGUGGAUAAUUGGAUAAUUGUCAAUUUACAACAAUCUGGAUACUAUCGCGUCAAUUACAACGACAAGAACUGGUUAGGGAUUGCAGCAUAUCUGAAAACUCCAAAUUACAUGAAAAUGCAUGUUCUCAAUCGUGCAAAAAUCAUCGAUGAUGCAUUUUACUUUAUGGUAGCAGGCAAACUCAAUUCCUCUGUAUUCUGGGACCUUACGAGUUAUUUAUCACAGGAGACAGAUUUUAUAGCAUGGUAUCCUAUGUUCAAAGUUUUUGAACACAUGUCGACUAUUCUUCCAUUUUCAAACGAAAGAGUUGAAAAAAUCAAGAUGAAAAUGUACCCAAUGUUGGAUGGGGUUCUUAAGAAUACAGGAUACGACGAAAAAUCUAAAAACGAUGAAGAAGAUUUUACUAAACGUUUAAUGCAAGAGGCUGCAAAAUGGGCAUGUAUAAUUCGUCAUCCUGACUGUAUAGGAGCGGCUCAAGAUAAGCACUACGAAUACCUCAACGACCCUAAAAAAAAUAGUCCUUUGCCGUGGUGGAAGGAAUGGACAUUUUGUUACGGUUUGUUUGAUAUUGAGCGGUACACACUUACAAAUUCACGGACACCUACUAGUUUGUUGGGUUGCUCUGGGGAUAAUAAAGCUGAUUUCGUCAUAAAACAUUUGCAAUUAAUAGCUAGUAAACAAGACGAUGAAUAUACUAUUGUUACGAGCUUUCAUUCCAUUGUUGCGAGACAAUCCAGGAAUGACGAAGUGCUUGACUACAUGUUAUCGAAUUUUGAUGAAUUAAAACCUCGAAAAAACGACAUGGUUGCAGCAUUAAUUGAUAUUAUUAAUCAUGUGUAUUCUAAAGAACAACUUAUGAAGAUAAGGGAUUUUGCAAAAAAACAUGUGACACAUCAGCUACUUUCAAUUCAUCUAAUUUCGAAUGUUCUACAAAAAAUAAGUCUACGCCAGUCUCAAAUAGACGAUCAGAUGGAGUAUAUUCAGAUUUGGGAAUCAUUAAGUGAUCACCAAUAAUAAUGCGCGUGCACUAAUACAUAUAAUAUUUAUAUUAUGAAUAACUUAUUAUCUUAUUAUAUUUAUAUAUAUUGUGAAUAACUUAUUAUA